This is a messenger RNA of Didymodactylos carnosus, 1656 nucleotides long. The record is from the annotation of a GenBank genome assembly. Lineage: Eukaryota; Metazoa; Rotifera; Eurotatoria; Philodinida; Philodinidae.
GGCCACCAUUGGAUCUGUCACCCCCUCACCCACUUACCCCCCCAAAUACACCCCCCCCCCCCCCCCCCCCCCGCUACGUUAGCAAACGCUUGCGUGGCCUUAUUCAUUAUCUAUACGAUUCCUGUGGAUAGGCUUGCGGUUCAAAUCCGCACACACAUGCAAUCUUUAAUUCCCUUCUCUUGUAUAUUCAUAAAAACUAUUAUGCUCUUGAAGAUAUAAAUUUCUCUCUCAUUCUCAUGAAAAAUUUACAAUAUCAAAAACUAAAAUGUCUGGAUAUUCUUGAAAAUAAAAUAGACCACAAUAUCUCAGAACGAUAAAAAGCUUCACUUUAGCCUUUCACACAAUACACUAUCCUUGAGCUUUCAGACGUUUCUGCGUUAGAGAUCUAACGUAUAGAUUCUUUAGAUUGGUAAAAAAUUAAUUAUAACAAAUGAACAUGAUCACUCUUCGCCCGUAUUGUAUAGCCUAUUUGAAAAUAAUUUACCUUCUAUCCUUCAUUCAUUAACAAAUGUUGACUUUAUUUCACUUUUCAAUGAAGAAAAACAUUUGGUUGUUAUUACUAAAACACCAUUGGUAAUGGAAAUAUUUGAUAUUCAAAAUUUAACAAAUUCAUUAUUUAAUUUCAAUAUUAGUGAUAUUUCUCAAUCUCAACUAUGUGGUAUUCAAACUCAAUCUCAAUUUAUUCUCCUCUCAUUUUAUAAUUGUUUUAUGCUAUUGAAACUUCAGUAUAAUAGUCAAACUUCAACAUAUGAUAUUGUUGAAAAAUAUAUUGUUAACAUAACACGUAUACAAUCUGAAGAACAAUUCCAUUAUAAAUUACAUUUAACCAAUGAUAAUAAUUAUAUAAUUAUGGAACAAGGUCAGAUUGACAGUGAUUUGAAGUCUAUUUGUGUCUACAUGCGUGAUAAAUCUGAUACAAAUCUUCUUCAUUUUUCAACAUUAAAAUAUCUAAAACAAAAACAUGUACGUGCAAAAACAACAACUUGUUUAUUUCAGACGUAUACCGUAUUUCAUAGAAAACCACAUUUACUCAUUGCCCAUCAUGGAAAUAUAUUACGUGCAAAAUUACCAACAAAAGAACAACUAAAUGAACUUUUAUGUGAAUUAGAUAUUCAACCAGAUAAUCAUUCUUGGAUGAAACACUCAUUAAAAUUAUAUCAGGAAACAACAGAUAAACAUAGUCUAUCAGUGAACGUAACAGCACUAACAAUUCAAUCAGAUGAUUCUUGUUUUGCAUCAGGUGGAGAUGAUGGAUCAAUUGUUGUCUGGUAUUUUAAUGAAAAUGCGCAAGAAGUUUUGCGAAAUCAAAAUGAUAAGAUAACCGAUUUAAAAUUUGAUGGUUUAUCAACUAAAUGUAAGCUUUAUUCGUCUUCCAUAAAUCGUACAUUUACUGUUUGGUGCUACAAUAAUUCACAGUGGAAUGUUUUACAUGAAUUGUAUAUGCACAUACCAAUAGAAAAAUUUUACAUUGUUUCGAAUAAUAAUUCUUCACAGCAGGUACUGAUAGCUCUCGGAAGAUUUUGGGGCUAUGAUCGACUAUUAAUGUUUGAAAUACUUUCACCAGACAAAUUGUGUAUAAAUGAAACGAAUUCAAACACUAAUGAUGAAAUUAAAUACAAUUUUCAAGCAAGUGAUAUGACAAGCUUUGCACUUUAA